This is a messenger RNA of Penicillium atrosanguineum, 1233 nucleotides long. RefSeq names its product acyl-CoA desaturase. NCBI's taxonomy places the organism in Eukaryota, Fungi, Ascomycota, Eurotiomycetes, Eurotiales, Aspergillaceae. Gene Ontology annotation, biological process: unsaturated fatty acid biosynthetic process. The transcript is spliced from 2 exons. Gene Ontology annotation, cellular component: endoplasmic reticulum membrane. Gene Ontology annotation, molecular function: heme binding; stearoyl-CoA 9-desaturase activity; iron ion binding. The record is from RefSeq and is a predicted model, not a curated record. Bases 1 to 1233 code for a protein of 410 amino acids.
AUGGCCGCCCCUUACCCUAUGUCCACCCUGAGCAAGGUGAUAAGAGACAUGAGGGCCCUGAGUCACCGAAUCCACUGGAUUAUUCUAUGGUUCACAGGCGGAAUCCCCAUCAUCGCAAUAAUUUUUGGCAUUCUAUGGGUACCACUACAAUCUCAGACCGCAAUUUUUGCCGCCAUGUAUGCAACAUGCUCUGGCAUCAGUGUCACUGCAGGGUAUCACCGUUUGUGGGCUCACCGGGCCUAUAAGGCCGGGACCUUCUUGAAAAUUGCCCUAGCAAUCCUAGGCGCUAGUGCGGGACAAGCCUCUAUUAGGACAUGGUGUAGAGACCAUCGAGCACACCAUCGUUAUACGGACACCGAUAGAGAUCCCUACUCUGCUCAAAAGGGCCUAUUCUAUUCCCAUUAUGGAUGGGUCGUCAUUAGACGGAAACCCGAGCAAACAGGCCGGGUGGACUUGCAAGAUCUCACGAGUGAUCCGAUCGUCAUGUGGCAGCGUAAAUACUACCUGGCACUGCUAUUUCUGACUGUUUAUGUAUUCCCUACUUUAUUCUGCGGCUAUAAGUAUGGCGACUUUGCCGGAGGGUUCAUAUGGGCGAGUUGCAUCCGUUUGUUCAUAAUCCAGCAGGGGACGUUCUGUGUCAACUCUCUCGCGCAUUGGGUUGGGGAUCAGCCUUUUGCAAGUCGUCUUUCGCCGAGAAAUUGCUGGUUUGUUGCGCUCAUUACUUGGGGAGAGGGGUAUCAUAAUUUCCAUCAUGAGUUUCCGAUCGACUAUCGCAAUGGGAUCAGGUGGUUUCAAUGGGAUCCUACGAAAUGGUUCAUCUGGCUCUGUGAGAAAGUCAACCUUGCCUCGGACCUGAAACGAUUCCCAGAAAAUGAGAUCCAAAAGGGAAAAUUCCAGCAGGCUCAACGACAAUUGGAACUCCAGCGUCAGGAGAUUUCUUGGGCGACUCUGAUCAAUGAGCUUCCGAUCUUGAGCUUUGACGAGUACGCUGAGCAUGUCAAGAAUGGGCGUUUUUUGCUUGUCAUCGACGGUGUCGCUCAUGAUGUUGAGGACUUUGUGGGUCGUCAUCCCGGUGGAGAGAAGUUCUUACUGGAAUAUAUUGGUAGGGAUGCUACAAAGUUGUUCCAUGGUGGUACAAUCCAUGCUCAUUCGAAUGCGGCUGAAAAUCUUCUUUCGACGAUGCGGUUCGCGAGGAUAGUGGGCUCUGAUCAUUGCGAAGAGAAGAUAAUAUAA